Prosopis cineraria is the source of this 632-nucleotide messenger RNA. RefSeq names its product CASP-like protein 4D1. The coding region runs from base 28 to 555 and encodes 175 amino acids. The record is from RefSeq and is a predicted model, not a curated record. The transcript is spliced from 3 exons. NCBI's taxonomy places the organism in Eukaryota, Viridiplantae, Streptophyta, Magnoliopsida, Fabales, Fabaceae.
CAAAUCAAAGAAGGCUUUGCAAUAAUAAUGGAAGGCUCAUCAUCAGUGCCACCAUCGUCUUCAACAAUUUCAAGAACUGCUCUUCUGGUUUUGAGGGUUCUCACCUUUGUGUUCCUUCUCAUAGCUCUCAUUCUCAUUUCCAUCAAUAAAGGAACUGAACAGGUUAAUGGCGAUCAUUACAAAAUCAAGUUCAAUGAUCUUCGCACUUAUCGAUACAUGAUCGCCACAAUUGUCAUUGGGUUUGCAUAUAACCUUUUUCAAAUGGCACUCUCAACCUUCAAUGUGGUCUCAGGAAAGCGUCUUAUAAGUGGUGAUUUUGGCUAUCUACUUGACUUUUAUGGUGACAAGAUGACAUCAUACCUACUAGCAACAGGGGCCGCAGCAGGAUUUGGUGCAACCAUGGAUGUGCAUAGUGCUUUUAGUGACUUAAUAGGCCUUCCUUUUGAUAGCUUCUUUGAGAAGGCAAAUGCUUCAGCCAGUCUUCUCUUUAUUGGAUUUCUGUUCACAGCCACAGCUUCUGUCUUUACUUCCUAUGCUUUGCCCAAAAAACCUUAGAUUCUCUUCUACAAUAUCUUUAAUUAUCGGUGCUUAAUUGUUGUGUUAUAUAUAUAUUGAUCUUAUAUUCUAAUUAA